Pseudophryne corroboree (corroboree frog) is the source of this 2117-nucleotide messenger RNA. RefSeq names its product P43 5S RNA-binding protein-like. Lineage: Eukaryota; Metazoa; Chordata; Amphibia; Anura; Myobatrachidae. The record is from RefSeq and is a predicted model, not a curated record. The transcript has 9 exons. Gene Ontology annotation, cellular component: nucleus. The coding region runs from base 183 to 1325 and encodes 380 amino acids.
GGCUCAGUGAUCCUCAUGCGUGCACGGUAUUCCCCUAACUCCGGGUUCUUCCGCUGUUUCCCCGCCUGGGACUCCCCGUGGUCACACCCUCACUGAUUAUCCGCCUGUGUCUAAUGAUGAGCCUGGUGCGGACUGCGGAGACAUUAGGCGGCUAAUGUGCGUCAGCUGGGAGGGGGUAUAAGAUGUGGGGAGUCCGCUAUGAGGAGCAGAGAGAAGCGGUGGGAAUGCAGCACGAGCAGAUGAUGAACAACCUGGAGGGGAAGGCGGUGUUCCCCUGCACCUACGCGGGCUGCCGGGCGGUCUUCAGGAAGCGGCUACGGUUACAGGAGCAUGCUGCUAAGCACGCUGGCCAGAAACCAUGGCACUGUGACAAACCAGGCUGUGGCAAGUCAUUUACCCGAAUAUCACACCUUCAGAGACACAAGCAGAUUCACAUGGGUGUGAAGAAAUAUAGCUGUCCAGCUACUGGCUGCAGGGCUGCUUUUGUGAGGAUGAAGACUUUAAAACGUCACCAAAAGUACAAACAUGGAGCAGUAGCACCACUGAAGUGCUCUGUACCAGGAUGCUCCCAAACCUUUCAAAAGAAGAGUGCUUUAAAAUGCCAUGUGUCUGAGCACACUGGAGUGCCCCAGCUUGUGUGUGAUCAUGCAGGCUGUGAAUGGAAACCUCACUCUGGUGCCAGUCUUGCAGCCCACCGUCGCCGCCAUGCAGGAUACCGCUGCCCUUUCCAAGGAUGCCAAACUACAUUUCCAACGUGGACGGCUUUGCAGAAACAUCGUAACAAGCAUCCAUUGGAUCUCCAGUGUACAAAGUGUAAGAAGCCAUUUAAAAAACGGAGCACUCUGUGGAGACACAAAGCAACCCAUGUGGAAAGACGUAUCUCCUUGACCUGUCCCCGAGAAGACUGUCGGCAAACCUUUACCACCAUCUUCAACCUGACGCACCACAUACGGAAGAUCCACCUGUGCUUGCAGACCUACCAUUGUUACCAUGCUGGCUGCAGUCGCACUUUUUCUAUGAGGGAAAGUCUGAUACGACAUCUUGUUGUUCAUGACCCUGAUAAGAAAAAGCUGAAGCUUCGGUUCAAUCCAAGAUCCACAAAGAAGAAUUUGAGAAGAGCCCCUCGUCCACAACCCUCCUUAGAGCAGGACCUUAGCCGGCUUUUCAAUCAGAAACUUAUAUUCCGCUACAAGGCGCAGUUGGAGAGCAACCUCUCCAGCCUCUUUAAUGAACGAAAGUUCCGCGUACCUGCUCUGCCAGAAGCAAACCUAAGCAGCCUCUUCCAGCAACUUCCUCUGGGUGCCAGGGCAGAGAAAACUGCCUGAAGCUGACAAGGCAAAGGAGGCCAUAGUCUGUACCUUUGCUUUAGGUGACUGAUCAGUUGCCACACUUGUGUUCUGUUGAGGCCUGUAAUGGAUAUCAUUUUUCCCCCCCCCCCCCAGCCUUUUAAUUGACUGGGGGGAUGCAGCCCAGCUUAAUGAUGCAUAUAUUUUGUGAAGUGUUAAUACAGAGUAUUUAUAAUUUUGUGAAAUGGGAAGUUCAUUUAAGAUGAUAGUUCUGGGCAGUAACUAUUUAAAAUGUUUUAAGCAAAAAUGCUUUUUUUUUUUUUUUUUUUUCCCCCCCCCCAUUUCAUACGGCAUAGCUAGAAAAUAUUGCUGUGCUUGUGAAGACAAAUUUAAUUCUGUGUGUACUUGUAAAAUUCCACUAGGUGGCACUCAUCUCUGUCUUAAGAGAAAACGUUUGUCUGUCGAAUGCUUACACUAGCACAAUUAACAUUCAGCAGCUGAUUAAUAUCUGUAUUCCUAUUAACUAUUAAGGUUUGUUUUAGAAUAAAUAUAAAAUUUAGUAUUAGCACCGUGAGACAUUCUUGUAUAAAGUAUUUGUCGAAUGCUGGUGUUAAACAAUACAAAUGUGUUAUGGCAUUGGGUUAAUCUCCACUUGCUUUUAUAAACUCCUGAAUUCUAUGGUGAAAGCAAACUUUUUUUUUUUUUUUUCUGCCCAUAUCUAGACUACCACAAUCCCAUAGCUCGUUCUGAUGUCUUGUGUAAUAUGCAUGGAUGAAUACCUGCAUCUUGUGCUAAUGUUUGCAAAUAAAUCUGAGGAAUGAUUGUACUGUG